AUGUCGCUCCGUGCUGUUUUCACCUCUGGCCUCUUGUACGUUAGCCUGGCUACGGCUCAGCAAACGUAUGCCAAGAAUCAGGUUGCUGUGGUAAACGAUAGUGAGGAAGCCUCAAAGAACUUCCAGGAUGUCGACGAUGUGACGCUUGAGUCGCCUGCUUUCACCGAUCCGAAGAGUAUUCCUGCUGGGUUCAUGAAUGGCACGAGUGGCCCUACAAGUGAUGCUACGCUGGAAUACUUUCUCCAGAGUCUCGCAUCUCGCAAUGACUGGUUAACGUACCAGAGCCCUGCAUUCAAGUCUGACGAAGGACGCUCAAUUCCUUACGUCUACCUCUCUACAUCAACCCAGCCCGAAGUCAAGGCCAAUGCAUCCUCGACAGAGAAGCUGCGAGUCUACCUGCAAGGCGGAGUUCAUGGAAACGAACCUGGCGGCGACCAAGCACUUUUGGCCCUUCUGGGUAAGUUCGAUGCCAACUCUACCUGGACAGCUUCGAUCUUGGAAAAGAUGGACAUCAUGAUCCUACCUCGCUACAACCCCGACGGUGUCGCGUACUUCCAGCGUGUUCUUGCCACUGGAUAUGAUCCCAACAGAGACCACAUCCGAUUUGCCAGCCAACAGACCCGCGAUGUAAAGGCUUUGAUCACUGAUUUCCACCCUCACAUCGCCGUCGACGCCCACGAGUUUGGCGCCACGAGACCUUUCGGAGACAACAAACAGUGGAACCAAGCUGUAGACGGCCAGUUUGAUGCCAUGAAGAACCUCAACAUUCACAAGGAUAUCCGCGAAUACUCCGAGUCAGUCUUUGCGCCCAGAAUUGCCGGCGCCAUGGAAAAGCGCAAACUGCGCUGGAGCCCUUACAUCGUUGGCAGUGCUGCGGAGCCCUUGGUCUUUACUCAGCUCGACACUCAGGCUCGUGCAGGUGAUGUAUCUUUGGCUCUUACCCAGGCUAUGGUAUUCCUCACCGAGACUAGGGGUAUCAUGCUGGGUGGCCAGAACUUCCAGCGUCGUGUGGCCUCGGGAUUAACCAUGAUCGAGGCCAUUAUCCAGACUGCUGCUGACAAGGCUGAAGAGGUGUAUGAAGUGAUCGAGGGAGCCCGUCGCAAGGUUGUUGAGAGUGAUGAGGAUAUUAUUAUCAACGACAGCUACCAGCCCGAGAACCGAACUUGGGAUAUGAUUGAAGUUGAGACCGGAAAGCUGGUCAAGGUCCCCAUCAAGUUUCUCAGUUCCACACCUGUUAAGGCCAAUCUGACACGAAGCCGUCCCGAGGCCUAUGUCUUCCCACAAGCCUGGAAAGAAGCCGCCGACCGUCUCCGUCUUGUCGGUGUCAAGGUCGACCAGCUCCGCUCCGAAUUCAAGGGUGAAGUUGAAGCACUCAAUGUCACCAGCAUUACCGUGGGAUCAACCGUCUACCAUGGAACAGUUCUCAACACUGUUACCACUCAGACUAAGCGCAAGGAAAUCAGCAUGCCUGCGGGUAGCUUUUGGGUUUCUGCCAGACAAGCUGCUGCGGCGUAUGCUUUUGUUGUUCUUGAGCCUGAGAAUAUUGAUUCAUAUGCUACCUUUAACAUUUUGCCUGUCAACGUGGGAGAUGAAUACCCUGUAUACCGUGUUAUGGCCUAG
Molecule: messenger RNA, 1620 nt
Organism: Fusarium poae
Lineage: Eukaryota; Fungi; Ascomycota; Sordariomycetes; Hypocreales; Nectriaceae
Exons: 2
Coding region: 1-1620 (539 amino acids)
Biological process (GO): proteolysis
Molecular function (GO): zinc ion binding; metallocarboxypeptidase activity
Source: RefSeq, a predicted model, not a curated record